GCUUCGAGUGCGUCUUCUGCAACUUUGUGUGCAAGACGCGGACCAUGUACGAGCGCCACCUCCAGAUCCACCUGAUCACGCGCAUGUUCGAGUGCGACGUGUGCCACAAGUUCCUGAAGACACCCGAGCAGCUGCUGGAGCACAAGAAGUGUCACACCGUCCCCACCGGAGGGCUCAAGUAAGGAAAGCAAGUACAGACAGAGGUUCCUACUCCACCCCCCCUGUCCCGUCCCAUCCCACUCCACCCCCCCUGUCCCGUCCCGUCCCACUCCACCCCCCCUGUCCCGUCCCGUCCUACUCCACCCCCUGUCCCGUCCUACUCCACCCCCGUCCCGUCCUACUCCACCCCCCCUGUCCCGUCCCAUUCCACUCCACCCCCCCUGUCCCGUCCCGUCCUACUCCACCCCCACUGUCCCGUCCCGUCCUACUCCACCCCCCGUCCCAUCCCACUCCACCCCCCCUGUCCCGUCCCGUCCUACUCCACUCCCCCUGUCCCGUCCCGUCCUACUUCACUCCCCCUGUCCCGUCCUGUCCUACUCCACCCCCCCUGUCCCGUCCCGUCCUACUCCACCCCCCCUGUCCCGUCCCGUCCUACUCCACCCCCCCUGUCCCGUCCCGUCCUACUCCACCCCCCGUCCCAUCCCACUCCACCCCCCUGUCCCGUCCCGUCCCACCCCGACUCCUCCCUCACACAUGUACAGACACACAGACAGGCUGUAACCCACUGACAGACUGACUGCUCAUUAUAGUAUGCACAUUAAGUCGAAAACAUGCGUGUAAGAGCACAUGCGUCAACUUAAUACACACGCAGUCUGAACUGUGAAUGUGUGCACGCAUUCACCGCAGUCGUCCACACUUUCAAACUAGAUGACGUCAACACACAGACACUGUCCAACAUACACAUUCACAUGCGUAGGACAUCUAGCUCACUGAAACGAUUAAGACAUUCACACAGUAUAUAUAAACCCCUAUUACACUCACAGCCCUAGAUACCAAACACUUUCCCCCUCUGACCCAAUACUACUAUACCCCUAUAGGAGCCUCCGUUGUACUGUGUGACGUAGACACACACACCGUAGACCAUACGUAGCCGUUUAGCCUAUCUGUUCAUGUUAAACCAACGCUGCCAGUACAUGAAGCCCAUCCAACACACACGCAACAACAUGCUAAUGACAUUAGCCUAGCCUAGCCUAGCCUAGCGCUUUUAAAGCCUGCACACACCGAUGCAUAUUUUAUACCACAUAGAUUUUCUGUUUUCCCAGAUUGCAUUUGAAACCAUCUGGAAUGAAAGUAGUACAUGCACUCACUUGCAAUUACUUAACAGGAAAUCUGAACAGACAUCUAGGAAAAUAUUUAAACGCAGUAAAAAUAGAUUGUUUGUUAACACAACAGUCACUGUCAUUUUUGUGUUUUUUUUAAUGUUUUAUUAAUUUGUCGAAGUUGUUUGCCAUGAUACGCAGUCAGUCAAUGCAUGUGUAGAGCCAUCGAUAUCAAUCAGACGCCAUUGAACUCAUCUCAUCAUGAACUGAUCGGCCUACACUUUCACUUUACCAUGUUAAUGUCAAGCUGUCACCACUAUUCACCAGAUACUGUUCAUUGUCUAGCCAUCUGUAGCAUUAGAUCAGCAGUUGGUUUGGUGUUUGGAGUGAGAGAGUCAGGGUUAUAGUUUACUGAGGUAUGUGUUAGUGUCUCGUCUUGUUACAUGGAGUUAGAGACAAGGUUAAGGUCUCAAUACGCCACCACUGAUUCUUUCCACGUUCAUUGGUCAAUACAGGAACACACACACACACCAUCAACACUGCUAACAGUAUUAGUCCAUUUUAGAUAGAUGGGAAUAUAUUUAUUUCACAUUUCAAAUGUUCAAGGGUGCAAUUAGUUCAGUCGUUUUAGUACAGUGUUUUUAUGUCUGUUAAUAAUCCAUCCACUAUCCUGACUUUAAAACCAGACAGACAGUGUCCACAUUAGCUGUGCCGUUAAAGGUUUGAGAGGUCAGAAUUAAAAGCAGUCACAAGGGCACAGGUAGCCCAAACACAGCUGACCCCUCAGUCCAGUUCAAGGGGGUAUCUCUAGAGCAGUGUGUCCAGACAGGACUGUGUACUAAGUAGUGUGUACUCAGCAGUGGACAGUGGGGUGACUGUGAGUGAUGGUUAUCCACUGCAAUGGAAAACACUUUCCAAUCAAGCCAGCUGAAUAAGCUGGACAAAAGACAGACAAGAAGUUGUAGACAAUAUAUAUAUUUUUUAAAGGGCUGUAGUGUGUACUCAGAAGUGUGUAUCAAAGAGGAUAGCGUACUAAAGACUGUGUACUCAGAAGUGUGCACUCGGGGAGUGUGUACUGAGGCGUGUGUAGGACAGAGAAGGGCCUCCCUUAACCAGUGUACUCAGGAGUGUAUGUCCAGGAGUGUGUGGGAGAGGGAAGGUGUGUGUAGGGUCUUCACCACGUGGCUGGUUGUAUUCUGAGGUGAUUCUGUUCUGCAGGGUUUGUGAAGCGCUUUGGGGCCCAGAGCAGAUGAAUGGUGCUAUUUAAAUGUAAGUGACACAUUUCCAUUUAUCCUUCCAUUCCUAAUUCCGUCCAAUCCUGUUCUCUUUCCACAACCUGUCUCUGCCCAGUUCUACAUACAUACAGUUCUACAUGCUCCACCCACCUCCCAACCCACUCACUCCAAACACACUUUCAACCCCAACCCACCCACACACAAUACACACGCACACUUUCCACCACACACACCAAUCAUUCCCUUAGGGUAGAAUAUUCAGGACACAUCACACACACCUUUCCUCCUUCACCUUUCCCUGUCUUCAUCCUCCCUUAUGUUGAAGUCUUAAGGUGUGUAUUUUGGUCGUCGUGUAUUUAAGUCCUCUCUUCAUUAAACCUCCCCUCGCUAUUGUGUGUGUAUAUCCCAUGUCACGCCUCCUUCCACUUCCUCCUUCCUGUUUCCCAGGUGCCCCGUCUGCAUUUAUUCCACCAAUCGGCCGGCGGCCAUGGAGUGCCACCUGAAGACCCAUUACAAGAUGGAGUACAAGUGUCGCAUCUGCCAGUCGGUGUGGCGCGACCAGCCCGCGCUGGAGAGGCACGUGCGCGAGCAUCGCCUCGGCAACCACUACAAGUGCGAGCAGUGCGGCUACCUGUCCAAGACGGCCAACAAGCUGAUCGAGCACGUGCGCGUGCACACGGGCGAGCGGCCCUUCCACUGCGACCGCUGCGGCUACAGCUGCAAGCGCAAGGACAACCUGAACCUGCACAAGAAGCUGAAGCACGCGCCGCGCCAGACCUUCGGCUGCACAGAGUGCCCCUUCACCACCACCCACCCCUUCAUCUUCAGCCGCCACCUCAAGAAGCACCAGGGUGGAGGGGAAGGGGAGGAGGCCGGCGAGGAGGAGUUCCAGGCCCAGCUAGGGGGCUCUCUGGUGGGGUCUCUGCGGGGCGGGGAGCCCUUCCUCCUGGGGGUAGGUGGAGGUGGGGAUGGGAGUAGCGGGGGGAGCGGUAGUAGCAGCCCCCUCAUGAUUCUCUCUGCCUCGCAGGCCCUGCAGUCUGUCGCCCUGUCACUCAUCACAGGGAAACACCACCGUCAACAGGAUGUCCCGCCCCCAGCCCAGCGUUAUCUGACAGCGACCACAACCAAUGGCGGAGGCUCCUCCCUCUUCUUCCCCUCCCCACGCCACCUCUACGAGCAGAUGGGAAACUGCGAGCGGGCGCACCUGAUCCCCCUCACAACCCUGUUCACCCACCGCCACCGCUCCACAUUCCACUCGCCCCUCUCCAGACUCCAGAGGCCCUCCUCCUCCUCCCCCCUUUUCCUCUCCUCCACCGCCUCCUCCCCCUCUUCCUCUCCUCCCUCGCCCACCUCACUCAAACACUCCUUCCUGGCUUACCUAGGACUGGGACUGAAGGAGAGAGCCAAGACUGUG
Molecule: messenger RNA, 3908 nt
Organism: Coregonus sp. 'balchen'
Lineage: Eukaryota; Metazoa; Chordata; Actinopteri; Salmoniformes; Salmonidae
Source: the annotation of a GenBank genome assembly